ACUUCUUUGACGGUUUACAAUUUCUCUGAUAAUCUGCUUACAGGCAGGCACUCAAAAGCUAGGGUUUAUUCUUAAUCCUUCACCAAUUUUUGCUUUCGAUACGUUAAUUGAAACUGCAGCAGAUAUGGCAGAUGGAUAUUGGAAUACACAACGACAACAACAGCAACUACAUUCUUCAUCCUCACUGCUUAAACGACCUCGUUCUGAGUAUGAUCUCCCACCUUCUGGCUUACCGUUCUCUCAUGACAAGCAUAAUUAUCCGCCACAAAACGAUAUCGGUGGGGCCAAUAACGUAAAGGACACAGAAACCAUUGGAUCUGCAUAUGAUCGUUACCUCCAAAGUGCAAAACUUCCAUCGAGGGAUGCUAGUGGUGGAAUCGCUGGAAUGCAUUCUCUUCCUUUACUGGAUCCGGUUGGAAUGGCCCGUGGUGGGCCCAUGGGCCCAGAUCUUGCAGCAAUUGCCCGGGCCUUUCCAUUUGACCGCCAUUCAUCGCUCGAUUUGAUGGCCCGACCCCCACGUGAAACAUUACCCCUUCCCGCUGAUGCUUCUAGUACUAUAUAUAUUGAAGGACUUCCGUCCAACUGUACUAGGAGAGAAGUAGCUCAUAUAUUUCGUCCGUUUGUUGGGUAUAAGGAAGUAAGGCUUAUAAGCAAGGAAUCAAAACAUCGUGGCGGUGACCCCCUUAUCAUUGGCUUUGUGGACUUCACUACUCCAGCGUGUGCUGCAACUGCAUUGAGUGCUUUACAAGGUUAUAAAAUGGAUGAACAUGAUCCCAGCUCGUCAAGCCUGAGGCUGCAGUUCUCAAAGAAUCCAGGUCCGCGAUCUGGAACUGCACGGCGUGGCGGGAGGCGAUGAGCUGGCAUGCAGGCGAAGAUAAUAAUAAUUCUUAUUAUUUCUGUUUAUUUAUUGUGCUCGGGUUGCCCUAUUUAACCUGUUUAGUUAACAGGUCAUGUUUGGAUAUACAUGUCUAACCCGUAACAGAGACCGCCAACCCUUUUAAAGUUGCAAUACAUAUAAAAAACAUUGAUAAGGUCUAUUGGCCGGCUCAAUUAUGAUCCGUUAAAGUUUAA
Molecule: messenger RNA, 1071 nt
Organism: Helianthus annuus (common sunflower)
Lineage: Eukaryota; Viridiplantae; Streptophyta; Magnoliopsida; Asterales; Asteraceae
Product: RNA-binding protein 2
Exons: 6
Coding region: 125-856 (243 amino acids)
Molecular function (GO): mRNA binding
Source: RefSeq, a predicted model, not a curated record